Molecule: messenger RNA, 1367 nt
Organism: Vigna umbellata (rice bean)
Lineage: Eukaryota; Viridiplantae; Streptophyta; Magnoliopsida; Fabales; Fabaceae
Product: phosphatidylinositol N-acetylglucosaminyltransferase subunit P
Source: RefSeq, a predicted model, not a curated record
GCAAUUCCCAAUCCAUAAAUCCCUCCACCAAAAAUAGAAAAAAUAGAAACGGCACAAUAACGCAUCGUGUUUUGGUACUCCUCCUCCUCCCUCUCCGACAAGUCCCCUGGUCCGUUCUGGGACCUACCCGGCGUCGUCUUCAGUGGAAUCGUGAAGCCCAUCCAAAUCCUCGAAAUCAUAAAACGCAGACAAGAUAAAAGUGCUGGAGACAAACGUUACUGCAAGAAAGAAUGCACAGUUACUAAUUCUCUCAUUACUCAUUUACAAUUGCGAGAUAAGGGAAACGCUAUUGAACCUGCAUUGCGAAGAACUGAAUUCACAAUUCUUGAAAGAACACCGCCACCGGAUGCCGCGAAGAAGAAGCCACCCGUUACUUCGAGUCCUACUCAGAAUCAUCAAAUUCAAAUUAUGAUUUACGUGACACUGAAGGACAUUAUCUCCAUACGGUCGUUAAACUUGUUGAGAGAGCUGGAUUCAAACUGAAGGAAUUUCGGGCCUGGUUGCUAGUGUUAGCAGGACUAUCUACAUAUAUAGCUUAAGCUUUUGGCCAAAGUAUUUUCCUGGGACGCAACAUGGAAAGUCCCCACUCUGUGAACAGUCCAAGAAGAACUCUCAGUCUGUCAAAGCAGCGGAGGGCAACUGUGUCCUUUUUUGACCCUGAUGACAAAACCUCUGGCUUCGGAUUGUCUGGCGAUCAUGGCCCUAAGCCUUCUGAAGUUUAUGGUUUUGUAGGUUCUAUUACCACUGUUGUUGCUACAGUUAUUUUCUUCAUAUGGGCAUAUGUUCCAGAAUCAUGGCUACAAUCUACUGGCAUAUCGUACUAUCCUAGCAGAUAUUGGGCUUUAGCAGUACCAACAUAUGUGAUGGUGACCAUUGUUUUGAUGCUGGGAUUCUACAUUGGUCUUAACUUCAUUUCAACACCUUCGCCUUCUUCUUUAAACACAGUUUUUGAUGAAUUCAGUAGAGAUCCUUCGAGUAACGAGUGUUCUCUAGAAGAUGAAAAGCCCAUCGAUCCCAUUUCAGAUAUCGGCCUUGACAGAAUCAAUGAUAUUAUGUUCAAUAAUGCAACCUAACAAUCACAUAUCUCCAAUGCUGUUAUGGUGGGAAUUGCUGUCAAGCAAGUUCUGCUAAUUUGGGUUAUAGUAGGAGAAGCUAUAGCUACAGAGGUGAAGUUUAUUAAGCUGGUGGUGUGAGAGAAUGAUUUCAUUCCAUCUUACCGUAGAAUUUCCUUUUAAUGCUGAUUUUGUUAGGUCUAGUUUUUAAAAGCUGUUAUCUGCUUAUUUUGGAGUUUUGAACCUUGCUACUCGAUGAAUUGGCGGUUCUAGAUAAGGAAACGGCCUCUUUGUUUAUGGGGGAAAUAUUAUGUA